Molecule: messenger RNA, 2441 nt
Organism: Penicillium canescens
Lineage: Eukaryota; Fungi; Ascomycota; Eurotiomycetes; Eurotiales; Aspergillaceae
Product: kinesin-3 family protein uncB
Exons: 2
Coding region: 208-2226 (672 amino acids)
Biological process (GO): microtubule-based movement; mitotic spindle organization
Molecular function (GO): microtubule binding; ATP binding; microtubule motor activity
Source: RefSeq, a predicted model, not a curated record
GUUCUUUUUUAUAUUUUCUUUUCUCCGAAUACUUGCGCAUAGCGCAGAAUGCCAGGGCUCUGAACCUCUCGAGUCUCUGUUGACCUGAAACGUAUCCAGGAAACAACGCGCAACACAGUACCGAACCCCCUUUCACUCAUUCUCUCUCUCUACAUUGCCCUUUGCCCUGUCAUUCUACAUUCCCCUUUCUUUUGUUCAAUCCAUUGCAUGUACCAAUCUCUUCUUGACCGACGACGCGACGCCGUCACCGCUUGUGUGCAGCUAUUGAGGGACAACAGGGACAUGGCGCUGGACCCGCGCUUCUACCACCACAUCGGCCAUCCGGGCCCUGGCUCGAUCUCAUCAGCCGCUUCCUCCGAACUCUCCGCCGCGACGGGAAUCACCUCGCCUAGCAUUCUCUCCACCUCCGCCUCCGCCGCCACCCUUAGAUCUUCCGCUUCAAGUCCGUCCUUCCGCGCGCGGGAAAGCGUAGCGCUAUCCGGCCGAGAUGGAAUGGCCAGCCCCACGCCAGGGGGCAAUGUGCGCGUCGUCGUACGAGUGCGAAAGUUCUUGCCUCGAGAAAUCGAGCGCAACGCGCAUUGCUUGAUAUCCAUGGACCCGCGUACACAAAUGACUUGCCUCCAAGCCCCGAAACCGAAACCUGGCGACUUCGGGAAGCCAAAGUCGCAAGCCCGUGGCAAGAUUCUGGAAGACAAGUCAUUCACGUUCGAUAACUCGUUUUGGUCGCAUGAUGAGGAGGACGAUCACUACGCACACCAGGAAGAUGUAUACAAUUCACUAGGUGAGGAGUUCUUGGAUCACAACUUUGAAGGGUACCAUACGUGUAUCUUCGCCUAUGGGCAAACGGGUUCAGGAAAAAGUUAUACCAUGAUGGGCACGCCUGAUAGGCCCGGUUUGAUUCCUCGAACCUGCGAGGAUUUGUUCCAGCGCAUUGAGAACUCGCCAUCUCCUGAUAUCAGCUACAAUGUUCGAGUUUCAUAUUUUGAAGUAUACAACGAGCACGUCCGAGAUCUUUUGGUCCCCAGAACCGAUCCCCCGCAUUAUCUCCGCAUUCGUGAAUCACCGUCGGAGGGUCCAUAUGUGAAAGAUUUGACGGAGGUGACGGCACGGAACUACACUGAGCUGAUGAAGUUCAUGCGAAAGGGAGACGUCUCUCGGACAACAGCCAGCACAAAGAUGAACGACACCUCAUCUCGAUCCCAUGCCGUCUUCACCAUCACGUUGAAACAGAUCCACCAUGACUUGUCAACUGACGAGACGACUGAACGCACUGCCCGCAUUCGGUUGGUUGAUCUGGCUGGUUCUGAACGUGCCAAAUCCACCGAAGCAACAGGCGCCCGACUUCGUGAGGGUGCCAACAUCAACAAGUCUUUGACUACGCUAGGUCGUGUCAUUGCCGCUCUAGCAGAUCCCAAGAAACCCCGCGGUGUACGCAAAGGCAAAGAACUGGUUCCAUACCGUGACUCGAUUCUCACAUGGCUAUUGAAAGACAGCCUAGGUGGCAACUCGAAGACAGCGAUGAUUGCCUGUAUCGCGCCUGCGGACUAUGAAGAAACACUUUCAACCCUUCGUUAUGCCGACCAAGCCAAGAAUAUCCGAACUCGGGCGCGUGUGAAUCAGGACCAACUCUCUGCAGCUGAACGCGAUGCGCAAAUCGCGGAGAUGGCAGAGACGAUUCGUACCCUUCAGCUCAGUGUGAGCCAAGCAGCCGUUCACCAGCGGGCGACUGAGGCCUCAGAUGAAAGACUCGAAGAGUACCAGCAAAAAGUCGAAAAGAUGCAGCGACUCAUGGAGGAGACCAAGAUGGUCAGCGAGUGCAAAAUUCGACAAUUGCAGACAGAAAAUGAAGCUCUGCGCAUGCACCUGAAAUUGGCCGUCGACAGUCUCAAGAACCCGAUUCCAGCCGUCACCCUCGAUCAAAGAAAACCCAGCAUAGUAUCGGUGGCAGAAGAGAAUCAACCGCCCAGCCAUGAGUCAGACGACCGCGAAGGUUCUCCUAUGUCAGAUGCCGAGUCUGACAUGGAUGUCUGGGAGGACGACGAUACCAUCACCCACGAUGCCAACGAGCAAGAGGCUCACCGAAUGCAAAACCACAUGCAUGAUCUUCUCGGUGAUCUGAGUGUUUUCAAGCGAAAGUUGGCCACCGAUCACGAGCGGUUCCGGCCCCUCGAGGGACCCGGAACUCGCAAACGACGUGCAUUGGGACAAAUUAACAACCAUCACUAAUAUGUGGAUAUUACCUUCUUUAUGUUUUAUUGCGUGUACAGGGUUUGAUUGGCGUUGGCGGCGAAUUUUAUCUGCUCUUUGUUUAGAUUGGGACCACGACUCUCCCAGGGCAACGCCUGCCACCUUUGGGCCGCACCUGGACUUAUUCUUAGCCCAUGACUUCUUUAUUUGAUAGCGAGACCCCUUGACAUGAAUAAUGAGACACCUGAUGCGAU